Marasmius oreades (fairy-ring Marasmius) is the source of this 1299-nucleotide messenger RNA. RefSeq lists its product as uncharacterized. Gene Ontology annotation, cellular component: cytosol. The transcript has 11 exons. Bases 23 to 961 code for a protein of 312 amino acids. NCBI's taxonomy places the organism in Eukaryota, Fungi, Basidiomycota, Agaricomycetes, Agaricales, Marasmiaceae. Gene Ontology annotation, molecular function: tRNA-guanosine(34) queuine transglycosylase activity. The record is from RefSeq and is a predicted model, not a curated record.
UUUCUGACACAACAUCGGAGGCAUGCAAUUUGAGAUCAUCGCGAGAUGCUCAACGACAAGGGCCCGUGUAUCUCGUAUGACACUGGCUCACGGACCCACUAUGCUACCUACCUUCAUGCCUGUCGCGACACAAGCUGCAAUCAAAGGACUGACUCCUGAGCAAGUAGAAUCUUUGGGCAUAACUUUGAUCUUGAACAACACUUAUCACCUCAACCUGCGUCCCGGGAUAGACGUUCUCAAGGCCGCCGGAGGAGCUCAUGAAUUCCAAGGAUGGAAUCAUAAUCUGCUCACUGACAGUGGAGGUUUUCAACUGGUCUCUUUGAGCAAGUUUACUACCAUUACGGAAGAGGGUGCACUUUUCCAGAGCCCGUUCACGGGAGAACCAACAAUGUUGACACCGGAAGAAAGUAUUUCGAUUCAGCAUGCCAUCGGUGCAGAUAUUAUUAUGCAACUUGACGAUGUGGUUUCAAGUCUAGAAACUGGACCUCGUGUUGCUGAAGCCUCAGAGCGUUCCGUUCGGUGGCUCGAUCGCUGUAUAAAUUACCAUAAAUCCUCAGGAAAGGACGAUAGGCAGAAUCUCUUCGCCAUCGUUCAAGGAGGCCUUGAUUUCAAAUUACGAGAUCGAUGUUUAGACGCGAUGGUUGACCGCAAGGACGAUGUUGCUGGAUAUGCUAUCGGAGGCCUUAGUGGCGGCGAAGAAAAAGACAUUUUCUGGCGACUAAUUAGCCAGUGCACAGCCAAAUUGCCGGAAGACAGACCCCGCUAUUCCAUGGGAAUUGGUUUUGCGGAAGAUCUUCUUGUCUGCGUGGCACUUGGAGUGGACAUGGCAGAUUGCGUUUUCCCCACCCGAACUGCUCGCUUUGGUGUUGCACUAACUCGAAAAGGUGCUGUUAACUUAAGUAAGAAAUGUACACUGCUCAAUCGACAUCCGACUGAUAUAGCCACGCGUCGGCAGAGCUGAGCAAACAUGCAAAGGAUUUGAGCCCGAUAGAUUCGACAUGUCCAUGUCCCACUUGUCGAGACAAAACAUCCAGAGCCUUCCUGCAUCAUCUCAUAACCCACGAGACUGCAGGAGCACAUGCAAUCACAAUACACAAUAUAACAUUCCAGGCACAAGUGAUGGGACAAACGAGAGACGCAAUUCUCGCCGGAAAGUUCCCUGAAUAUCUUCGACAGUUUUUCGAAGAAUAUUUUGGCGACCACGGAUAUCCCGAAUGGUGUGUAAAUGCUCUCAAGAGUGUUGGAGUAGAUCUAUCAGAAGGGAAAGAACUUCUCGUGGUUCCCAGUGACGAAACGAGA